Molecule: messenger RNA, 1092 nt
Organism: Monosiga brevicollis MX1
Lineage: Eukaryota; Choanoflagellata; Craspedida; Salpingoecidae
Exons: 2
Coding region: 1-1092 (363 amino acids)
Molecular function (GO): protein binding
Source: RefSeq, a predicted model, not a curated record
AUGUUGCUGUCAAAGCUGAAAGCGCAUUUGCUCUGCUGGGGUGUGCGGGUCGUUGCCGCAAACCUGAUUGAAGCGGGCAUGCAUGUCGACAAAGACGGGAAUUUGUACAUCAACAGUUCGCAUAGCUCCGACGGUCAGUCCGCGCGAGUUUUCUUCAACGGCCAGGAGGUGGGCCCGCACUCGGAGGCGCUGAUUACGCUGCAAAGCAACGCGGAACGCUUGAGCACGCUGGCCUCGCGAAUGCGACGGGCGUCCAUCUACGGGCAUGGCAACCAUUUGAUGGCGGUGGCAGGACAUACCACCGGGAGCUUUCGCCUCAACUCGACGCGGAUUUUUGACGGCCAAGGCUGGCAAGCGGCUCCCGCAAUGCCGGAUGCUCGUACCGAUGCUUGCGUUGCGGUACAUGCCGGUGAAGUGUACGUGGCGGGGGGCCGCUUUGGGGGCAUCAUGAACGACGUGCAGUCCUUUAAUGGCCUGUCAUGGGUCACCCGCCCAGCGCUGCCCGAUCCACGGCAUAAGGCAGCCUGCGUCUUUUUCCGAGGCGAGUUGGUUCUCACGGGUGGUUCUGAUGGUGCCACGCGGGCCCAUGUUUUUGCUCUCCGCAAUGGUGCUUGGGCUACAUUGCCAGCAAUGCCGCUAGCUCGCAGUGACCAUGCUGCGGUCGUGUAUCAAGAUGAACUCCAUGUGCUGGCUGGCACGACAUCGAGCACAACGUCGGUCAUCACUUCGGUGGUCAUAUUCAACGGCACCACAUGGCGUCAGGGGCGCUCGACAAUAUGGCCCCGCCGAGCCGUGGCGGCUGCCGUCUUCAACAAUCGCAUCUACCUGGGAGGUGGUGCCGUCAGCGGGUCUGUGGUUCGUCAUGACAUGGCCUACUUUAACGGGACCACCUGGUCCGUCAGCGCAGCAUGGCCUCAGGCGCUGGCCUCGGCGGGCAUGGUUCAGUUCCAGGGCCAGCUGUGGCUGCUGGGUGGUACCAAUUUCACGCACGUAUCGGCUCGGACGUACGUGCUCUCUCCUGAUCAAACCACCUGGAUCCCCAGUGUUGAUUUGCCCGAGCCUCGCUGUGCUGCCGGCUUUCUGGUCUAUUAA